GUCUACACUAUGCUUGAAGGAAGUGGUUUUGGUUGGUUUUGAAGAACUGCUCUUGGAUUCUCUGGGUUUGUAUUGUAAGUGGGUCCUUUACUUAGUGUGGAUUGCAGUGCUUGAGGACCCAACCCUCUUCUAUUUUAAGUUGGUGCUUCCUUUUUACAAGAACUCAAGAAAGGUUAUCUUGAAAAUCUAGCUUGUACUCUCUGUUGGUGGGUCUGAAAAGACAGUUUCCUUUCUAGAAGGGUGAAAGCUCCCUUCCUGUCUUCACUUGAUUGUGAACUGCAUAGAAAUAAACAUUCCCGUGUUUAUAGAAGACUAUGAAACUCUUUAACCUUUUAGUGUUAUCUUUAUCUUUCUUCUCUGUUGUGGGGCAGCUUCCUUCCCAGGACAUUUUAGCAUUGCUGGAAUUUAAGAAAGGCAUCAAACAUGACCCUACUGGUUUUGUCCUCAAUUCCUGGAAUGAGGAAUCCAUUGACUUUGAUGGAUGCCCAUCUUCAUGGAAUGGAGUUCUGUGUAAUGGUGGUAAUGUUGCUGGGGUUGUCCUUGAUAACUUGGGUCUCUCUGCCGACACUGACUUAAGUGUAUUUACAAACCUCACAAAACUUGUGAAACUCUCCAUGGCCAACAAUUCCGUAUCAGGAAAACUACCUGAUAACAUUGCUGAUUUCAAAAGCCUUGAAUUCCUGGAUAUCUCCAAUAACCUCUUUUCCUUAUCCUUACCAUUGGGAAUUGGUAACUUAGGUAGCCUGCAGAAUGUGUCGUUGGCUGGAAAUAACUUCUCUGGCCCAAUUCCUAACUCUAUUUCAGAAAUGGCUUCCAUCAAGUCUCUGGACUUGAGCCGCAACUCCUUUUCCGGAGCACUUCCAGCAUCAUUGACUAAGCUGACUACCCUUGCAUCUCUAAACUUGUCUCAUAAUGGCUUCACUGGAAAAAUUCCCCCAGGUUUUGAGCAGAUCUCUGCUCUUGAAAAACUUGACUUACAUGGGAAUAUGCUUGAUGGUCAUUUAGAUGCUACAUUUAUGCUUUUAUCAAGUGCCAGCUAUGUUGAUUUCAGUGAGAACAUGCUGUUGAGUUCUGAUUCCCAGCAGCAGAAGUUUCUACCGCGAAUAUCUGAAAGUAUUAAGUAUCUGAAUCUAAGUCACAACCAGCUUACUGGGUCAUUGGUUAGUGUAGCCGAGCAACCUGUUUUUGAAAACUUGAAGGUGUUGGACCUCAGCUACAAUCAAUUGUUUGGAGAAUUGCCUGGAUUUGAUUUUGUUUAUGAUCUUCAGGUCCUUAAGCUUAGCAAUAACAAAUUUUCAGGAUAUAUUCCUAAUGGUCUACUAAAAGGAGACUCUUUGGUUUUAACUGAACUUGAUUUGAGUGCCAACAAUCUCUCAGGGUCACUUGGUAUAAUUACAUCAACAACACUGCACUUUCUUAAUCUCUCGUCGAAUGGGUUCACUGGUGAGCUGCCUCUGCUGACUGGAAGCUGUGCUGUACUUGAUCUGUCAAAUAACAAAAUAGAAGGAAAUUUGACCAGGAUGUUGAAAUGGGGGAAUAUAGAAUUUCUUGAUCUCAGUGGGAACCAUUUGACAGGGUUCAUCCCUGAGGUAACUCCUCAAUUUUUGAGACUAAAUUAUUUGAAUCUAUCCCAUAAUUCUCUUAGCAGCUUCCUCCCAAGAGUGCUAACACAGUAUCCAAAGCUUAGAUUGCUUGAUAUUAGUUCCAACCAAUUAGAUGGACUACUUCUAGCUGAUCUGUUCACAAUGGCCACAUUGCAAGAGCUCCAUCUUGAAAAUAAUAUGUUUUCUGGUAGCAUCAAUUUAUCAUCUUCUCCUGGCCAAUCUGAUCUUCAGAUUCUUGAUCUUUCUCACAAUCAGCUUAAUGGCUAUUUUCCUGAUAAGUUUGGGUCAUUAACUGGCCUUAAAGUGCUCAAUAUUGCUGGAAAUAAUUUUUCUGGUUCUCUUCCGACGACCAUUGCUGAUAUGAGUUCACUAGACGAUCUGGAUAUAUCAGAGAAUCAUUUUACUGGUCCUCUUCCAAAUAACAUGCCAAAGGGACUCAAAAACUUUAAUGCUUCACAAAAUGAUCUGUCUGGAGUUGUCCCAGAAGUUCUUAGGAAGUUCCCUAGUUCUUCUUUCUUUCCUGGGAAUGCUAUGUUACAUUUUCCUAACAGUCCUCCUGGAUCAACCACUUCCCUUACUGAAAAUUCCAAGAGGAAGCCUAUGAACACUAUUGUUAAAGUAAUAAUUAUAGUGUCAUGUGUGGUUGCUCUCUUCAUAUUAAUAUUGAUGGCUGUCUUCAUUCACUACAUACGUAUGUCAAGAUCUCCACCAGAAUAUGAUACAAGUAAGGAUAUCCAUGGGCGUGCUCAGCCAAUUAUCUCUGGUCCUGUUCGUGCAACAGACAGGGGUGGUGCUUUGGUUGUAUCAGCUGAGGAUCUUGUGACCUCACGUAAAGGUUCACCAUCAGAAGUAAUCAGCCCUGAUGAAAAAAUGGCAGCUGUAACUGGGCUCUCCCCUUCAAAGCACAGCCACUUUUCAUGGUCACCAGAAUCUGGUGAAUCAUUGACUGCUGAAAAUCUCUCAAGACUAGACGCAAGAUCACCAGAUAGGUUGAUUGGAGAACUGCAUUUUCUUGAUGACACAAUAACAUUGACACCUGAGGAGCUCUCAAGGGCCCCAGCUGAAGUAUUGGGUAGAAGUAGUCAUGGUACUUCUUACAAGGCAACUCUGGAGAAUGGUUUAUUGUUGAGAGUGAAGUGGUUGAGAGAAGGAGUGGCAAAACAGAGAAAAGAAUUUGUUAAAGAGACAAAGAAAUUUGCAAACAUCAGGCAUCCAAAUGUCGUGGGAUUGAGAGGAUAUUAUUGGGGUCCUACGCAGCACGAGAAGCUUAUUCUUUCAGAUUACAUAUCACCAGGAAGUCUUGCAAGUUUUCUUUAUGAUCGUCCAGGAAGAAAAGGUCCGCCAUUAACUUGGGCCCAGAGGCUCAAAAUAGCAGUUGAUGUAGCACGUGGCCUAAACUAUCUGCAUUUUGAUCGCGCUGUUCCACAUGGGAACCUCAAAGCUACAAAUGUGUUGUUAGAUACAGCUGAUAUGAAUGCACGUGUUGCCGAUUACUGCCUUCACCGACUUAUGACUCAGGCCGGUACCAUUGAACAGAUUCUUGAUGCUGGGGUGUUAGGUUAUCGCGCACCGGAGUUAGCUGCUUCCAAGAAGCCAAUGCCCUCUUUCAAAUCAGAUGUUUAUGCUUUUGGAGUGAUACUUUUGGAACUUUUAACUGGAAGGUGUGCUGGUGAUGUGAUAUCUGGUGAGGAGGGAGGUGUUGAUCUUACAGAUUGGGUAAGAUUGCGGGUAGCAGAAGGUAGAGGCUCAGAAUGUUUUGAUGUUACCUUGAUGCCAGAAAUGGGUAAUUCAGUUAUAGAAAAGGGAAUGAAGGAGGUCCUAGGAAUAGCAAUUCGAUGCAUUAGAUCAGUAUCUGAGAGGCCUGGUAUCAAGACUAUAUAUGAAGAUCUUUCUUCUAUAUAGUAAGUAUGCUCAUGCUAACUCUUUGAAGUCUUUGACAUAUUAUGGGAACUAAUGUCUCAUUGGUUAUCCCAUUUUUGUUCAGAGUUUGGCUUUUUUAACUUGUUUGUAUUAUUAACCAUUGUUUUUCACUGUAAAAAUGGGGCAUAUGCCAAAAGCAUAUACAUGGCUACUAGUUGAUGGGUUAUGACUUGUGACCAUCACCAUCUGAUUUUAUCUUAAGAUGGAAUGUGUUAUGAAUGAUGAUUUUGUUUGCAAGUGCUAGAGAUGAAGGCUGUACAACAUUACAAGUUUGCCCUGUAAUGGUUAGUAGUUCUAUUUUUGGUUGAUUUAUUUGAUUG
Messenger RNA from Gastrolobium bilobum, 3844 nucleotides. RefSeq names its product LRR receptor-like serine/threonine-protein kinase GHR1. The transcript is spliced from 4 exons. The coding region runs from base 315 to 3506 and encodes 1063 amino acids. Gene Ontology annotation, biological process: protein phosphorylation. Gene Ontology annotation, molecular function: protein binding; protein kinase activity; ATP binding. The record is from RefSeq and is a predicted model, not a curated record. NCBI's taxonomy places the organism in Eukaryota, Viridiplantae, Streptophyta, Magnoliopsida, Fabales, Fabaceae.